AUGGAGACGGGGUUGGGAGAUGUCUAUGAAGGGCCAAGUGCGGUUGACGACGGCGAGCCGUCUCAGGCGUCCAAUGGGCGAGAUUCUGGCAUCGCCCCCGGUAGUCUAGCAGACCUUAUGGAUCGAGUGGAUGCACAACUAAGCGUGGACCAAAGCUUUCCGGACGUCGAUCCAAACAUCUAUGGCGGCGAAGGCAUGGGGGGUGGGGGGCCUGUGUCGAGUGACGACGUGAAUGACGGCGGAGAGGAACAAUACGGUGGUGUAGAAUCGAACACCGAACAGCGUCGACAGCAUAUCGAGCCGCCAAUUGGGUCAGACAGUCGUAGCAGCGCUGAAGCAAUGCGUAGGCUGGAAAACCUUCACACCCAUGCCUCGUCUUAUGCUGCGAGCUCGACGAUGGAGGGCGGCCCUGAAAACCUUAGGCACAACACGAAUGCGGAAGAAUCUGAUUUCUAUCCAUUCCGCACGAAGGAACAGCAGCUGAUAUGGAUAUGGCAGCACACGCACCAGAUUUCGCAAAAAGCCUUAGGCGGGCUGCUGGACAUUCUCCUUCUCGAGGACGAGGGCAACGGUUUCGACGUGAGGGGACUGAAACGUGUUAACGCUGCGCACUUCAACAACCGCACGCGGCAAUACCUUCCCUCCUACGGGUUCUCGAGCGAAAUGUCCCGUCAACACAAGAAGGGAAGAGCUCUGCGGUGGUGCGGAGAUGCGAGGAAGACUUGUGCGAGUCUGGGAAGACUGUACAGCUGGAGGGGAAACGCAGUCAAUGUUGCCGGCGUCCUGGGCCUGGCGGAGAUCUACACGGCCGACGAGAUUGAAGCUGACAAGCACGAUGGUGAGUGGGACCAAGGUGUUUGGUGCACUUUAUGGGAUCGGUUUUUGGGGAAAGGGUUCGUGGUCCAAGCUCGGGCAAAACGGCGCCGUUCCGAGGAGGACUCGACGCAGAAGUACGAGUUGACCCACGCGCCUUGGUGCAAGGAAGGAACCUCUGAAGGCCCACUGUUCGUCUUGAGGAGGGAAGGCUUCCAUCUCAACAACUACAACAUCGUUUUUAUUUCGGCCCCUGUCGCUUGCUACAACGACGCCUUCAACUGCUUUGGCAUGGGAAACAAGGCGGUGCAGAGACUGAGGCGACAGACACACGUCGGAACCCUUCCUAGCACCGGAGCUUCUUGCCAAGGGGUUUUUCAGAGGUUGGGAACCAUUUCUUGCUGCUCAUUGAAAACCUCGUGGAAACUAUUCGCCUUUACCGCGGAACACGCCCAAGGCGAGAUCGGUCUUCAGUGUGAGAUCCUUGGAUUGCUGCAGAGUGGGUGCUUGGGAGAAUGCAUGCUCAGGGACGACGACGGGGCAACAUCGAAGCAUGAGGUGUUUGUGCGGGGGGGUCUGCUCCUGUGGGUCGGGGACGGGCCAGGUCGGGCCAAAGUGCUCGGCUCCAGAGCAUGCAACAACUUCUCGAGGUUCCCGUGUCCGUACUGCAUGGUUGAGCAACGCAACAUUACCGGGGGGGACCUGCGAGAUGCCGAGUACGACAUCGAAGCAAAUCGACGUACUUGGGGCCAGAUCACGGCCAGGUUUGAUACGCUAAAGUCCCUCGCAGACAACCCCGUCGAGCAGUCUCAACAAUCGAUGGUACUGGGGCUUGUCACAGACUCCACCGGCCCCUCCUUGCCCAUGUACGACUCAAUGCUCACCGCCCCCACCGCGAUUGUCUCUGUGGAGCGGCUGCACUUCGAUGCCCUGGGGUCCUGCCAGCUGUGCCAACUUUCCUGCCUCGAGAUGUUAACCCAGGGUCGACGGCUGGUCUCGGCGGUCGUGCCUCAGAACCCUUUUCUGCUUUACCCAGCUGGCAUGGAGCGUCUCAAGGAUAUCGUGUCCAACUACUCGUCUCUAACUGGGAGCGACUAGUGGACACUUCAGUCCAUCAUGCUGCUCGCCUUCCGACCGAUUCUUGCAAAUGUCGGAGCCAUGGUGAGGUUUUUCACAUUAGCGCCCGGAGGGGGGGGAGACCUCUUCUUUGUGUUGGUCGUACCGUAUGAAUAGGAGAGUACGUACACGACAUGAUAGUUGCUGAUGGUCCCUCUUACGAAAAAGAUACAGAUAUAUGAACGUGACUGGGCUGGACGAAAUAGGAGGAAGGUACAGAGACAUGUUUGAGGCAUGGAAUUUAGUACGAGAGACGGUAGCUAUGCUGGGGCACAGGAAUGGGGCUGACAAGGCGGGAAGUGAUGUUGAUGGGAUUGUGAACCACAUUCGGCAAGUAAGC
Ectocarpus sp. CCAP 1310/34 is the source of this 2269-nucleotide messenger RNA. The record is from the annotation of a GenBank genome assembly. Lineage: Eukaryota; Phaeophyceae; Ectocarpales; Ectocarpaceae.